Molecule: messenger RNA, 294 nt
Organism: Schistosoma spindalis
Lineage: Eukaryota; Metazoa; Platyhelminthes; Trematoda; Strigeidida; Schistosomatidae
Source: the annotation of a GenBank genome assembly
AUGGAGCUAGAAAGAAAGCACUCAGAAGCAAACAGUAACAGACAAUUGAAACCAGGUGAACCCACUCCAUCCAACAACCAAGUUUAUUCACUGGAGAUUUACUUUUACCAUGUGAAGACAGUUAAUAAUAUUUCUCUGAAGAAUCCCGUUUUCUUACCACAGGUUUUGCCUUGCCUUGAAUUUAUCAGCAUAUGCUUUUAUGAAAGAAAGGAAGAAGAAGAAGAGGAAGAAGGACAAGAACAAGAACAACAACAACAACAACUCAAUAACUCAUCAUAUUGUCAUUAUUUUUGA